Molecule: messenger RNA, 11625 nt
Organism: Xyrichtys novacula (pearly razorfish)
Lineage: Eukaryota; Metazoa; Chordata; Actinopteri; Labriformes; Labridae
Source: the annotation of a GenBank genome assembly
AUGGGCAAGCCCCUUAGCCGUCCCGGGUGUUUCAGGAAGAGCUCCUGCUGCCUGGAAAAGCAUGGAGCUGGGGAUGGGGGAAUGGGGGUGCGAGCUGGUGGGAUGGAUGUGGGAUAUGGAGAUGGCUACAUUCCCCAAAGGAGCAUCUAUGAUACUAUGUGCAUCAAUCAGCAAAUUGACAGCCACCACCACCCUGGAGGGUCCAUUAGACGAGACUGUGAAGGGAGUUUUAGCUACUCUGCGAGUGGCUCCCUGAGGGUUGGCAGGUCUCCAGUUGACAUGUUCGACCCCCAGCCUCGCUCUUUGACUCCUAACCCCUCAUUUGUGCGCCGGCUGGAUGAAAGAGCCAUCUAUGAUUCGUUGAAACUCGGGGGUCAGGAUGCUGAUGGUGGUGGUUGCCAUUCUCCAGGACAUUACAACCGCUCAGUAUCUCCAUCUGUAUCCUCUUUCUCAGCGCCAGGAGUGUCCUCCUCCUCAUCCAAGAAACACCAUCACCACCACCAUCACCAUGGAGACAGCACCAAGAACAGAGAUGUACGACAAUCGUGGAAAGUCAUAACACCCCCGAAACACCUGGAGUGUCUGGAGCUCACGACAACUGAGAUGAUGGACAGAGGAGGCGGGUAUCUAAAUCCAGGGCACUACCCUCCCCCUGGGGGCCAGUCCUCCUCUCUUACCUCCCCACUCAUCUCUCCCUUCUCUGGCUCACCUCUCUCUUCAGGCUACCACACUCCAGUAUUUUUCUCCCCUGCCAAACCUCGCCCCAGCCAGACUCAGAGUUUGCGCUGCUCCCCACCCCAGGUCAUUCAACCGAGGCAUUACUCCCAGACCCAGAGCCUCAGGCUGUCACCACCCCACGAGCUCCGAAGAUCCCCUUACCGAGCCCCACUGGUCCAACUGUCAGCCCAUGACCUGGAGCAGGACCUGAGGGAGCGGGGAGGAGGAUGGGGGCGAGCGAUGAGUGAGCGGGAGAGAGAGUGGGAGAGGGAGAGAGAGAGGGAGAUGGAGCGAGGGUGGGCUCAGCGAGAAUGGGAAAGAGAGAGGGAGAGGGGGAGGCUGGAGAGAGAGAGGGCAAGAGAGAGGGAGAGGAGAGAAACGUCGACUUUUGGGACGUUUGGAUACGGUCGACAGGUUCCUCUCCGCUCAGACAGAGAUUCUGUGUUUUUAGAGCCUGAUCAGGCCUUAGACACCACACCCCUUUUGCUCCCCACACCAUCACCUUCACCAUCCCCAAAUGCUGCCCCACGAAUGGGCACUGGGGCUGUGGGUAGGAACCGGGCCGGGUCAAAGGUCGGGCAUGACAGCAUUAGUGGGGGUAUGGUUCCUAAGUAUGACAACGGGGGUGUGGGUUUGGUUCUAGUGGACAGCAAAUCUGGACCCAGGUUAGUGAGUGAAGUUGGACCUGGAAAUAUGUCCGAGGUCGACAUGAGGGCUGGGGUACAAGACCACCACAGAGCUGAAAGCUGGGGCAAAUAUGACAACGGAUCUAGGGCUAACAAUAAACAUGGUUCUGAAACCAGAAUGGGCUCCCAGGUAAAAACCAGACCAGGGGGGCGUGAGCUAGAAGGAAAGGUGCAGUCUGGGAUGGAGAUAGAAAAGAUGGCACCAGCUGUGCACAAGGAGUCUCAAAGUGGAGGGACGAGGAAUGGAGAGAGAAAUGGAAGAAUUGUGUCUAAACCAGAACCUACCGCUGAUCUCACAACUCCAACUGUGAAAGACACCGAGAGCAAUACUGUGCCAGGAGAUAGAGCUGACGUAGGAGCUGGACCUGGUCCAGCGAUGAAGCCCAUAGUCGAGGAAAAGGUUAGUCCACAGCAAGUUGAGAACAGGACUGCAGGUGAACCUGGAGGAGUAGCUUAUAGAGUAAAUCAUGAAAUUGUUGCUGCACCAGAGCCCAAAGUUGAAGCAAAAGUUGAGACAGAAAGUAAGAAUGUUCCUCAAUCUAAGCCUGAGGCACUAAAAGAUAUUAGUGUCAGUGCUGAGACAGGGACUAAGGGUACAGCUGAGGUCGGGGUUCUCAGUGAAAGCCAGAGCAGCAUCCACAAAAUAGAUAAAGCACAGAUAAGAGAUGUAGGCGGGGAUAAAACUGAAGUUGCCCCUGCUGGUCAGACUGAGAACAAGCCUUUGGAGCUUGAUAGUACUGAUUCCAGCCACACAGAGAAAAUUUCGAGAUCCCAGAAGUCCAAAUCAUCCAAGUCCAGCUCCAGGACUCGACCAGGUACAGCCACAGGGCUUCGACCAGGUGUCGUCAGCCCUCGACUGAGCAGAGGGCUUGGAGACCUUGAGUCAACAGGCCCCCCUGAGGGCAUUGAAUCCACCUGGCCAAGGCGCAUCAUGGUUAGGAAGAGGACUGUCCGGCAAGGUGGGGCUCUUCACAACCUUCCUAUCCUGCCCCCUCUACCCUCUGUCCUCUCGGCUUUAGAGAAGAGGCGCCCACAUGGCCACCUUCACCGUGUAGGCCAUUACUCAGAAAACCCACUCACAAGUUUGAUCAAUUCAACAAGCAUGGUGGGAAGGUGCUCACUGAAAGAGCCUUCUCAUCCAGAUCUGGGACUUGGGGCUGGAUUAGUGGGCAGGGCGUCUCUGAAAGAGCAGAAUUUGGAGCACUGGCGAGUCUGCAGAGAGCUGGAUGAACCAAAGAGAUCCAGGAGCAAGGAGAAACAAGGACAGAGUCAGGAGAAACUAGAGAGGGAGGAGAAGAAGAGUAAGGAGGAGUUAAGAGAAAGAGAAAGGAAGGAAGAAAGGGACAAAAAGGAGGAGAAAGUAGGAAGGGAGAAGGAAAAAGUUCCUGUGAGUGAGGGGAUGGGGAAGGAAAUCAAACAACCAAAGUUGGAAAGAAGGGUUGAAGGAAAAGAAAAAAGGGAAGGUAUCAAAAAAGAAAUAAUAGUAGAAGUAACGUGUGAAAAGAUAGAGGACACAGGAAUAAAGAUAAGGGGCGGGAUACCAGACCAGCAUGGACAAGAGCUGGAGGAGGUGGUGGCCAAAAUUAAAAAAGACGAUGGUGAGCUGGAGGGAGGAGAAGGAGAGGAAGGAGGCAUGGAGAGUUGGGAUGCUGUCCUUGAGAUGGUCACCACAUUGUGGGAUGAUGGCUGGGAUAAUAAAGGAGCAGGAGAGGGAGAGGGGGACACAGACUCUAUCUCAGGGUCCCUGCAGCGUUGGCCUCUUCUCCGGCCUCCGGUCGGCUUUGGGGGCUCCCACCCCCCCUCCUCUGCUGCCUCAGAGCUCAGCCUGACAGAGAUAGAGAGGAGAGCCAGGGAAUUGGACUCUGACCUCGAGCACCUGGACCUGUCUCAGCCCCAGAGAGACACCCAGGAUGCUUACCAAAGUCUUCUAGAGCCACAGAGGGAUCGAGGUGACAUGUACCAAACACACCCUGGACCACAGAGGGAGAAGGCUACAGUCUAUACAGGUAGAUACAAGAAAGUUUUAUGUUUUUGUGACUUCCUGUUCCCAAUUUCCCAUUUACAUUCAAUGCAAUAAUGUAGAUUGCAUCUUGUUUAUGUUUAGCAAGGAACUGCAGCUCACUUUAUGAUAGCAGUUUCACAAGUAUAACACCAUCUCAAUGAAAGACAAGUGAGCUGUCAUAUCUCCAUGAGAGGGGGACUUGAGAGCUCCAUGAGAGCUGCAAGACACUCUCACUAAAUCAAAUAAAAAUCCAUCUGCACAAAUAUUGGAAUAAAGGUAUCUUCUCUGGGCUAUUUGAGGGCAGUGAACAGGUCAAACUGCUCUGGACUUUUACCUCAGAAGUUGGUUUUACCCGGGACAGGAAAGUCUGCUUUAUUCUUUCUCACCACAAAAUGAAAAGUGUCCACAACUCACCUUGGUAUUUUUCAUCCAAAUCUAAUCAAGCAAAAGUGUUUGACAUGAAGUCUUGGAAAGAAAGGGGAAAAAACCUCUUUGAGAUGCACCUUCAGACUGAAGUAAACAUGAUUUAGGAGGAGAGAAACAACUUUAAACAGAUGCUGAAGUAUCCCCUUGAGCUUCUGAGGGGCUUCCUGUGCUUGCUAUGGCCUAAAUUGCCUCACUGCAUGGCAGCUUUUUGAAGAAGUUGCAAUGCAAGUUGCAGAGUUUUGGGGGGCAUUUUCAUUACAUUUAUGCUGUCAGUAAUUAUUUUGUGUGCUAGCUUCUUUUAUAAACAACAGUAAGGGCCAGUAUAAUUACUAUCUGACUGUUGGAACAGUCAUAUUUGUGAUGGAGCCUCUGGUUGGUGGAAAGUUUUGAAAAAAAGCGAUAAAUGGUCAAUACACUUAACACCAGGCUUCAGAAGUGGUUAUGUAGUUGACCGACAAUUUUCGAUAUGGAACAUGGAUCGAUUAUCCAAACCAUAGAAUGUAUAUGGAAUGGACGCCAUUUGCCUCCUUGCUGGGUGAAGCCUCUGCGAGAACAACACCCUCUGGUGAUGGGCUGCAGUAUAGGUCAUAAAUUCCACCUCCUUCAGCAAUCCCUAUGGAGCUGUGGACAAACUUUAGAAAUUAAUUACACACAAUAUACAUUUUUCUCCCCCCUGGUUGUGAUGUUGACAUGUAGUUAUUGUAAGACUGGUUUGUGCUCAAGUCCUCUUUUUUCUGUUGAGCUCCAUUUUUAAAAGUUAUUUGGGGGUUCAUGUUCUCUAUAAUUGACACCUGAUACAGCCUAUGGGCAUACGAAGAUUGUGUAGCUCACCCGGGGGAUACGCUGUUUGAGCAGAGCGUCAUCACAAUGACUCUCUCAUCGAAUGCAUACAAUACUACUGUGCAAGUGGUGAAAUGCGUACAAUGCUGCUGCACCAGUGGUGGUUCCUGGAUAUACCAAGAGAGCAAUUUGGCUUCAAAUUUGUAAAAUUACUUAAGACAGAGCCAAGUUGUCCAUAGUAUUAACAGUCCAUGAUCAGAAUAGCUGCUGCAGUUAAAGGCUACAUAAGAAAGCUCAUCAGUGAAAAAUUCUCGAAAUUUACAAUGAGGUACACACAUAUUGCAUAGUUACUUAAAAAAAUGUGUAACUGACUUAUCAAGGUUUUAUGAAUGAGUAACUUAAAUAAGGUAAUAACUAAUUCAUGAUUCAGCAUUUAGUAACAACCAAUUCUGAUAUCACUUCAUGCACUUUUAAGUAUUUAUUAGCUGCUCUAAAGAAUCUGAUUAGGAUUUACCACCUGGCCAUUAAUUGAUGGUUAAUGGUGGUAACUUUUUUUAACAUCUUACCAAUGAUUUAGUACUAGUUAGUAACUUAUUCAUCACCCAGUAACUAUGCAAAUUUUUUGUAUCAUAUCAACCUAUUAUCGUCUGGUUUACUGAUGGGAGCCAGUACCUACAAAAAAUGUUGUUUUUUUUUUUGGUUUUUUUUUUUGCUUAAAUUAGUUAACUUAUAAUUAACUUUUAGUUAUAUCUACAUCUGUCACCUAGUAAUUAUGCAAAAGUUACACACCUUAAUUACCUGUUAACUGAUGGUAAAAAAAAAAAAAAGGUUAUUGAGUUAGUGGCUCAUUCAUUAUCUUAUUAUUAUUAUUAUUAUUAUUAUUAUUAUCUUAUUUUGUUUAAAAAAAAAAAAAGAACUUAACUAGCAGUAAAUUUGAACAAUCCAAAAUCUACUAUUCCACCUGAGAACUCACAGUUAACUAGUUGAUAACGAGUGGUUAGUUUCACAUCAGUUACCUAGCAAACAUGCAAAAUGAACAUACCUCAUUCUUAUAACCUUAUGGUUAUCUCUUGUCUGUUAAUGAACAGAAUAAAGCAUGAAAUGCUCAUAAAAGGUACAGAGGCUGAGAAAAUGACAGCCAUGAUAUGAUUCAUAUAUCUGGUCCUGAAAAAGAUACUUUAACUUUCAAGAGAUCACAUCUUCUGUAUUUUAAGCUGCCUGUAUGACAGUUAAGCUGACGGAUACAUUUAGGUCAGUACAGAAGGGACCAGGGAAAGAAGUGACAUUAACCUUCACAGGGCCUCGAGGUGAUGUAGAAAAACCUAAGAUGCUUUAUUAACAGUAACAGGAGCGCCAGAAUAACUACUUCACUAAGCUAGUGUGUGGACCUGAAGCCAAGUUUAGAUCCAGGCUUGGACAGGAAGGUUCUCGCAGGUGCAAUGGUUGGCGCCUCUCUUACAUCUACUGAAUGAAUGAUCCCACAUAUUAAUCCUAUGGCAAAGCAAGACCGGGUGGUGGUUUUUGUAUUGAUGACAUCUGCAUUUCUUCUAACAAUGAGUAAUAUUUGGUCUCCUGUCCAGGAAUGGGAAGCAGAUCGCAGGUCACUCUGGAGCUAAACCCUAUGGCCUUGCUAGCUACAGACACAGACAGACAUCCUGCUGAUUGGCAGGGCAAGUCUGCUGGGACCGCAACCGUUGUGACAUGGUAAAUUUGAUUCUGGAGUGCUGUAAACUCAAUGUUAAAAUGUGUCUUCAUCUGCAUGCAUCUUGACCCCCAAUCAGCGUUCAGCAACCCCCCCCCAGUGGGUCCCAACCCCACAUUAGUAACUACUGUGAUCAAGCAGUAACCUCCAGUCUAAGAAAUGAAGUCAAGAAACUGCAGUUCCUCAAAUGUCCACUUGAGGCCAUCUGUAGAAGCACCAUAACCACACAGACCACAUACACACUAAACCAAAAAAGGAGGUUUAAGUUGGGUCAAAGUUAGCAAUAUGGUGACCGGCAGACUUCAGAGAUCUGCUAGAUAAACAGUUGGGUGAGGCUAUGUCCAUUUAUUUCACAAUCAAUAGAUAUAAUAUAGUAUACAGUAUGCAAGGGUACAAUAUGAUACAAUGAGACAUGAUUGAAAAAUGAUAUCAAGUCAUACAAUAAGAUAAAGAUGACAACGCAAAUUGACACGAUAUGAUGCAACAUUAUAUGAAAUGACACAAGACUAAAUGAUUUCAACUAAUACGAAAUUGCAUAUCACAGCAAGUUAUAAUCUAACAUUACAUAGGAUUGGAUAGUAUACAACACAGUAAGAUAUGAAAUGAUGAUACAAUGACAGAAUAAAGUGUAAUCCUGCAUGGUACAAUCACACUUGUGGAGACUUGAAUUAAUAUAUGGUAGUGCUGAUACAAUCAGAUAUGACAGGUCAACUUCAUUAAUAGUGAAAUACAGUAUGUCUUGCCUACUAUACUGUCUUCUUUUUGUGUAAUUGAGUUCAUAGCUUUAAGAUUUGCUGUUGGAAGAGUUCAUGUAUUAAACAUGAAUCCUGGAGCUGUUAUUCCUAUAUAUUUUUUAAAAUGUCAUAGCUAAUACAAACAAAAUGUACUUAAUUAAUUCUUAAAUGGUUUUUAUUGCUUAUUAUCUCAAAAGGAAAACCUUCAAAGUAUCUCACAGUGAGGUUUUGGCACAACAGUUAUUCCACUUCCUUUUUGACCAUCCUCUCUUUCUUUCUAGCGCCACUAAAGAGGACAGCUCUCCAGACUCCAACUUGACGCUGGAGUCCGACUCAAGUGGCAUCUUCAUGUCUUUAUCCAAUCAAAGCCAGGAGGAGGGUGGCUCUGACAGUGACCAACCAAUCAGUGGCUCUGACUUAGGCAGCAGCAACACAUCACUGGAAAAAGAUGGUGAUGAUGGAGGGCCCAAGGAGUGGGGGAGGGAGGAGAGUUCAGAGCUACAGUGGUGUUACCCAUCACUCCUCAAUACCUCCAUGCAGGAAGAUACGGACAUACAAGACGAUACUGAAAGAGAGGAACCAAGGCGUGAAAAGAUGGAGGAAGGAGGAGAGAAAAGCAAAGAAGAGAGUGGAAGAAGAGUUGGUAAGAUUGCCACUGUUUCAAUCAUUAGGGCCCCACUCAACCAUGCACACAGUGAGGUCUCCACAAAUUUCAGUGCCCCCCAAAGUGAGGAAGUCCCAUCCAGAAAAAAAGUAACCCUUAUAAGAGGUGACACCCCUCUCCCUCUGUCUCCCUCAAAACAACAAAUUAAACACUUGCUAGAUCCUAAUCAGAAGGCCAUCAGAAGCUCAGGACUGGACUGUGGUGACAUAGAUCCUUUUGUCCAAUCGGACAGCUUUGUUUACCUUGCUGUGACUGCGAGACCUGGUGAAGCCACCAAAGUGACAGAAGUUCCCACCCAUGUAACACAACAAGACAAUGUACAGCAACAUUCAGAUAGCAUGAAAACCAAUUUGAACCAGUCAAAUACAGAAGGGGAUGCCAAGCCUACUCACCUUACCCCACAAAAACCAGAGGAAGGAGAUUUUUUGUGCACUGACAGCUUUGUCUACCUUGCUGCUCCAGCAUGCCUCCUACUGGGUCCUGCAGGAAGCACACAGUACAGCGGCAGGUAUGUCCCUUUUUGUUUGUUUAUUGUGGCUUUGGUGCAUUUUAUUGUUUGUCAGUUUGGGGUCAGAAAAUGAUUUUAAAAAAGCAUUUGGCAACAAUUCUGUUCAAUGAAUCAUCAAUCCAUCAAUCCUGCUCCAAUUAUCUCAGCCAGAUCAUACCAUCAAAGUACGACCGAAGUAAAAAUGAAUGUGUUCAUUGAACGCGCUCAUAUUUUCAUGAGCAGUGAACUUCACGCUCACUUUAUAUUUCAUGUAGUUCACUCUGUGGGCAGUGAACUGGGUGACAGGAGGUGCCGAGAGAUGCCGAGCACUGUGUUUUACGGCAGCAGAAGUCAGUUCUAUGGCAAUUCCAUGCAGUUUGGUUAAUACUGCUGACACUUGGGUUAGCAUUAGCGGCAGCAGUGCAUGUAAUACUGGUGGUGGCAAAACACUGGUUUUUUAACUAAAUAUCUGUCUGUGGUGCUCUUAUAGCACGCAGUGAUUUAUUUAUUUUGGGAACUGGCGUGAGGGAUAGGGAUUAAAGCAUAGGUGGCGCUAGAGAAAAAGAGAACUUCCAGCCAAAAAAACUAAUGUUUUUGGAUCGUGAACUAAGUUAAAUUAAAAAAAAAUGAACCAUGAACAUGAACUAGUUCAUUUUAAUUGGUGUGAACUUAACUUUGAGCUAGCGCAUUUUUUUGUGUGAGCUGGCACAACACUGCUCACCAUGACUUUGACAUCUCAAGGAGAUGGCUGCUGUGAUCAUAUCAUCUAAUGGGGUACCCCAUGCAACACACUGACCAUGCAGCAGUUUGCUACAACCAUCCGCACAGGUCAUUAGAUUCAAAUAAUGUCAACUGGCUGGUAAAUUGGAUUACUCCAUCAGCCUAGUCUUUCUCUCUAGUUGAACAGUACAGUGAAGAGUAAGAUCAGAGUUACAGCUGAUGCAAUUCAGCUGGGGCCUGGGUGUGUAGGAUGCUAACUCCCACCUGAAGAAGGCUUAACAAGGAGGGUGCAUGGAAAGCAAAUGGCCAACAUUCACAGCCCUCAUUGUGGAGGCUGAUCGGUGCUGUGGCCUGUUGAUGGAUAAGGCAGGCUGCUGAUGCGGCAUAUAGGUUUGAGGGUGUAAGAGGACAGGGGGUGUGAGAGGCUUUUGGGAAACAUAGGGACCCCCAGUUAGAACAAGCCUUAGUUCUAGCUGUUUUUUGGGAAGGGGAGUGCUGUUGGACGUUUUCUGAGGAAAAAUCAGGCAUUCAUUUGAUCUGAAUGCCUGAUUGACCACAACUGUUAGGGAAUUUCUGGUAGAUCCCAUAACACACCAGGGCUUGAAUUUUAUCUCCAGAGAAAGCUUUGAGACAUGAUUAGGCCAACAGAUACUUGGCCACCAUGACUUAGGCUACAAUACCAGGCAGUACACUCAUGCGGGCCCCAAAGGAGUACCCACAUGGGCUUUGCCAAUUGCAACCCAAGUUUUAAGAGACGUCUGAUUUGGGUCAACUUUGGGGCUGAUGAUGUCAUAUUUGUGUGCUAAAUUAGGUUACUGUAAAGAGAGUUAGUGUCAGCAGCCUUUGGUCCUCUUGUUACCCAUACUUUUUUAGAUCAAAAUACUGCCCAACUGCUCCAAGCUACAAGAUGACAUCUGUCAUCUGUGCUUGUUUAUAUCCUGGUAGUAGAGCAAUGAAGCAUUAUGAUAUUUGACAUAAAAGACACAAAAUAGGACCAGCAUUUCAGGCCAAUGAGAAUCAAAAUUAUUAACGAAUAGUUGAACUGUCUUGUAAUUCUGGUGCCAACUAGCAGUGGUGACAACAUUUAUUUGUGAUGUCAGCUUAAUGCCAGCGAACCUUAAUGAAUCCACACGAGACCAGGCCUUAAGACAUCUGACUACAGUGACUCAGUGAGUGGGGAUCACGGCCAAGAGGCAUUUUGUCACUGUUACACUCACCAGGUUUCAAGUCAGUACACUCAUGUGGGACCCAAAGUAGUUUGCAACUUGGACUCAGCCAAUUUCACCCAUGAUUCCCUCACAGGUCUCAUACCGGGUACCCAAAUGGGUAUAUGAAGGGCCAUAAAGGGAUUCCAUUAUGGGUCAGUAUUGACAGUGUAAAAACCACUCAGAGUCAGGACCUUGCUGAAAGUCAUCUGGCUACUGUGUCUAUGACCAGGAUUUCAGCCAGUAUGGUUGCGUAAGGCCAAAAAAUGGUACCCAGUAGUAUCCAGCAAUACACUGUCUAGAAUGAGACACUACCCCCAAAGCAAGAAAGGGAAAAAGUAGUUGACAAUGGCAAAGGUCUUUGAAGUCCUCAACUUACCAGAAGAGAACUUAGUUUUCUGAACUAUUAGCUUCACUGAUCAACACUUGCUUCAUUGAUUUCUGGUGGUACUGCAACAUUUGGUCCAUUUCUGAAAGCUAGCAUAACACAGCAGAAUACAGACAAAAUAGGCGCAGAGUAGGAACAGGAGACUUCUUCUGUGUUCAUAUGCAUGUCUAAUGUUGAGUAAAAAUAAAACUGCUAGAGCUCAAACCAAGUCCCCAGUCAUAGCACAAGAGAAGCCUAUUAAGGCCUCUCUUGAUGGACUGGCCAAGUGUAGCAGAUUGAGGGAUAGCUGAGUGGUUCCUCUCUUUUUCAGUGCUGAUCCCAAAGGACAAAAACUCCAGUUCUGAGACUUUCUGUUCAUCCCCAUCAUCAUAAAUAUUUAUGUCCUAAUGUAUUGUCAUCCUUUGAAUGACUGUCCAUGUGUUGUUUCCUCUUGCUUGAGUCAUAAUUGAGACAUCUGUGUCAUAACUAAGGCAGUGUAAAUGGCUGUAGAUGUCAGGUUGACUUCAGUUAUGGUUUAUUAUUUAACUCAGGCUCUGUAUGUUGUGUUUUUUCCAGAGAAUCAGACUCAGAAAGUUCAGGAUCUGGCGCUGCUGAUGUGUCAGUACUUGGUUGUGGCUCAGUGGCAGGGGACAGCGACUGGGACUCAGACUUGUCCGACUCUGAUCCAAGUCGCUCCUCAAGAUUUUCUGCUGCCGCUAACAAAUCUGCUGGUGUAGCUCGACCGAAGCGGCUGCCGACUGAACCAGACUGGGACAUGGUUGGAGACCCCCCAGAACCUGAUGUGCUGAAUGAGCCUUUCACAGAGGAGGACAGAAACAACAAUGGCGAAGCGAAGAUGGUUACCACCAGCAUAGCGGGGGCUCAGGCCAUGCCCAGGCCAACUCACGCUGUCACCACGCAAAUGAGGCAAUCGACAAUGGAGCAGUCGUCAACGAAGAAGGUGACAUGGCAGUUCAAACCGGCCCAGAGGUCAGUCUGCACCGGGAGCAGAAAGGAGAAAGACAAGGAAAUGACAUCUUCAAGGUUCACAGAGUAUGGAGGCGAUUCUUAUGGACCCUCCCCUUCAUCGUCAUCUUCUUCAUCCUCGUCACCGUCCUCAUCUUCUUCUGGUUGA